Molecule: messenger RNA, 3907 nt
Organism: Prosopis cineraria
Lineage: Eukaryota; Viridiplantae; Streptophyta; Magnoliopsida; Fabales; Fabaceae
Exons: 2
Coding region: 601-1659 (352 amino acids)
Biological process (GO): transmembrane transport
Source: RefSeq, a predicted model, not a curated record
UGCAGUUGCCUCUGUUCCCGGUCACCGGUCUCGCUUUCCCUUUCACGCCAUGCCCGCGAAUCGAAACCUUAGCAUUAUUCUCUCUCUAGAUGAGUUCCUCCUUGGAGGCUAGAACUCCCCACUCAGCCUCGCCUGGUUUUGUACUCGCUCACUGUAUAUGCUUCUCUGAUGUUGGUGGUUGGCUAGAAUUUUCCGGCGAGGUUUGAUUAUCAGUCGCCGGUGGCGAGGAUGAUCGGUUUCCUGGUAUGAUGCGGUUGUAGUUCCCUGUUUGUUUACUCAGAAAUGUUAGAUCUAUUCAUCGUGGCUCAUGUUCGAUCUAAAACCUGGUUCCACAAGAGGAAAAAAUUGGCUUCAUUUGGUUAAUUCCUUCCGAUGUUUUCUUCAAAUUUGUAACGCAUGUUAUUGGAUUGCCGAUUGUACAGCUCGUACAGUUAAAUUUUUUUAACAAGAAGUUUCCCUUUCUUUGUUUUCCGUGUUCCUUUGUUGGAUUGUGGGGUUGUACAGUUAGUGUUUGAGAUGACGAGGUUUGGAAGAAAUUGAACUAUCGUUUGUUUCUGGAUUAUAUCUGGCAUUUUGUUGCAUUUUUGGAGGUUUAAAAAAAUGGCGAAAAUGAGCAUGAGUGAGAGCGAUGCCGAGGAAGAAUCGGCACAAGAAGUUCAAGUCCCGACUGAUAUUGAUUGGCAUAUGCUUGAUAAAUCGAAGUUUUUCUUCCUCGGUGCUGCCCUUUUCUCAGGGGUUUCAGCAACUUUGUACCCGAUUGUUGUAUUGAAAACCAGGCAGCAAGUAGCUCAAUCCCGAGUUUCUUGUAUUCAAGCUGCAUUUUCACUUGUCAGGCAUGAGGGUUUCCGAGCAUUGUACAGAGGUUUUGGUACUUCCUUGAUGGGUACAAUUCCAGCUCGAGCACUGUAUAUGGCUGCCCUGGAGAUUACUAAGAGUAAUGUAGGUACUGCCACGGUUAAGUUAGGAUUUGCAGAACCAACUGCAGCUACUAUUGCCAAUGCAGCUGCAGGUUUGAGUGCUGCCAUGGCAGCACAACUUGUGUGGACCCCCGUUGAUGUGGUGAGCCAAAGGUUGAUGGUUCAAGGUGGUUAUAAUUCAAAUAAUUCUAAGGCUUCAGCACAUCUGUAUGUCAAUGGGAUUGAUGCAUUCAGGAAAAUUCUGAUCACUGAUGGUCCCAGAGGUUUGUAUAGGGGGUUUGGGAUAUCUAUUUUGACGUAUGCACCAUCAAAUGCAGUUUGGUGGGCUUCAUACUCGGUUGCACAAAGGCUGAUUUGGAGUGGAAUUGGGUAUUACUGGGGCAAGAGAGAUGAUAAGGUCAGCAAUUUGGCAGCUGAUGUAUUGAGGCCAGAUUCAAAAACCGUAAUGGCAGUUCAGGGAGUCAGUGCAGCAAUGGCUGGUGGCAUGUCUGCCCUAAUUACCAUGCCAUUAGACACAAUCAAGACAAGACUUCAGGUCUUGGAUAGUGAUGAGAAUGGUCGUCGAGGACCAACAGUUAUGCAGACUGCGAGGAAAUUGCUUAAGGAAGGUGGUUGGAUGGCCUGCUACAGAGGGUUAGGACCUCGAUGUGCUUCAAUGUCAAUGUCUGCGACAACAAUGAUCACCACAUACGAGUUUUUAAAACGGCUUUCGACAAAGAAUCAAGACGUUCUGACAAGAUAGAAGAUUUACAACAAAAGAGGAAACAGAAAGAAAAGAGGUUUUUCUCCCUCUCUUCUAUGCCUAACUCCUCAUUUUCUCUCCACUUAUCUCACCUUUCCCACCUUUUUUCCCCCUGGUUUUUCACCUUUACCUGGCCAGCAUGCUGCUUGAUCAAUGUAGGUUAUUGCUGGAUGCUGGUACCUUUACAUAUAUUGUGGAAAUAAAUAUUUCCUUACACCUGUGUUUUUUUUGAGUCUCGGUUUAAACAAUGCAAAUGCUUGGCUGGGGUGUCAAAGUUGGACGAUGUCAAGUCAUGGAUGACUACUGAUGUUAAAAUCUGAUCAUGCAACUUCUGGAGAGUUGUGUCUUUGUUUAAGUUCUGGAUAUCAAUAUUAUAAUUUCAUGUGGAAAAUCAAGAAGCUUGAUCAAGUAGUAUUGCUGCUCUGGAGUUUGAGCCACAAAUCUGGGAUGGGCAACGUACACCCAAGCCCUACGGGUAUUCAGAAGAGUUGCUUGCUUGGAUUUAUGGAUAUUUAAGGGUAUGAUAAUAUGAUAACCACCCUGCUUCACCUGCCUAAACCUGGACUCAGUAAUGUUAUUUAUUUAGGAAGAAAUGCAUAAGCACAUCUUGCACUCAUCUACCACUAGCUAGUAUGAUCUUUAAAAUCCAAAUAAUUGACCUAAUGUUUUGCAAACUUGGGAGUAGACCUUUUCACACCUUUCACAAAUUAUCAUUUGCAAAUCUUUAGAUGCAAACCUAUAAUUUCAAGGGAAAACACAAUCGUUGUUUCUUAUAGUUUUAUUGGAUUUUGAUUUUAAUCCCUAUGUAUUUUCUUUUUUUUUUUUUUAGUGUUUUCAGUCUCUACACUGAAAACACAAACUCUAUAGGGAUCUGAGUAAUAAACAUCACCCAAUCUUGUUGGAACUAUAGGGAUUGCAAACGCUGCAAAAACUAAAGGGAAUAAAAGUAAAAUAUGAUAAAACUAUAAGGAUUUAUGAUUGUAGUUUCCCUAAUUUCAACUAAGAUUAUCAUUAUAUAAUUUCACUUUCUCUUCAACAAUUCCAUUUGCAGUUUCAAACCAAGGCAACUUUUCUUCUAAGAUUCUUCUUGGGAUUUUGAAGCUAGACACGACAAAAAUUUGUCCAAGACAGCCACAAUUUUCAUUUGUUUGCAAUAUUAAUUUCAUACCUUGGUUGGUACAGGCAAGACUUGCUAAGCACCACUUCCUUCUUUAUUUUCUCUCUUUCACAAAAAUCCCGACUUCCAAAUUGGUCUCCAAGUCUUCUAAUAAAAGGGUCUAUUAUCUAAAUUUUGAGGUAGACAGUAGCCAUUUGUAAGUGGGUUGAAGUACGGGAGAGUCUGUCGAUUGUUUUCCUUAUAUUUAUACAUACAUUUAUUGAACUAUCAUAUUAUGGAAAAAGAAAUUAUCCAAAUAGCAUCCUAAAUGUUUUGAAUUAUAUUUAUGAUAGUUAUGAUAUAUAGAUAUAUAUUAUAUUUAUGAUAGUUAUGAUAUAUAGAUAUAUAUUAGCCAAUUAAUUAUAUUAUAUUAUGAAACAUUUUGUAGUGGCCUUAUCAUAUCUGAUUUGUAUGUCUUUUUACAUUUCUGGAAUGUUGAACAGAUUGGUCUUUUAUAUUUAAAUCCAUCACCACAAGUUUUAACUCAAUAACUCAGCAUAGAAUCAUCAUGUAAAAUCUUGAGCAAUUAUUUUUUAUUUUUUAUUUAUUUAUUUUAUAAAUAUAUAUAUAUAUAUAUAUAUAUUUGCUUUGAGCGGGUAAGUCUUGAGAAAUUGCUGAACCAGCGGAAGAGAUGUUUUUAUUAGUUUUCAUGGAGCGCUGGAAAGUAUUCAUUUGUCUGACACGUUAAGAAUCCAUUUGCACGAUUGUAUUUUACUUUGCCUGUUCUCUUGCUAUGUAACAAUGUUAUAUGUUUUGGGGCUAAAAUUAUGAAGUGGGAGGAUUUUGCUUGAUGUAACCUCCUAGAUACAGUACUGCAUUUAGUGUUGACUAUCUUUCUGUUGAUGAGAUAAGGUAACUUCUGUACUAGCAAGCAUAUGCCUUGUUCAUUAAUGUGCUUGAAGGCACAUUCUACCUUGUGAAGGAGAAGAUGGAGAAGCCACUUUUGAAGCUGGAGACAAAACUGUUAAUUUCUGAACAUUCAAGGCUGAUGCAUUGUAAUAAUAUAACUCUAGUGAAAGGGGAAAGCGAGGGCAUAAUGUGGAAAAUUUUCUUUUCAUGUAAUAUUCAGUAUGUAUUUAAUAUUUAUGAUCA